Messenger RNA from Cyclospora cayetanensis, 999 nucleotides. Its product is annotated as probable 18S rRNA (guanine-N(7))-methyltransferase. Bases 1 to 999 code for a protein of 332 amino acids. Gene Ontology annotation, biological process: rRNA (guanine-N7)-methylation. Gene Ontology annotation, cellular component: nucleolus. Gene Ontology annotation, molecular function: rRNA (guanine) methyltransferase activity. Lineage: Eukaryota; Apicomplexa; Conoidasida; Eucoccidiorida; Eimeriidae. The record is from RefSeq and is a predicted model, not a curated record. The transcript has 9 exons.
AUGAGCCGCCCCGAGUACUCUCUUCCCGCCGAUGUGUAUUACGGGGAGGAGGAGUCGCUUCGAUAUGCACGCAGCUCGCGGAUGCAUACGGUUCAGCAACAGCUAGCAGAAAGGGCCCUCGAGAUGCUCCUGCUGCCCGACGAUCAGAGCUGCUUGGUUCUGGACUUGGGCUUUGGAUGCGGCAUGAGCGGGGCCGUUGUUUCGGAGAAAGGUCACUUUGUUGUCGGCCUGGAUAUCUCACGUUCCAUGCUAGAGCAGGCCGACGAGCUCGAGAACUAUAACAACGCGGAUGCCAUAGAGGCCGACCUUGGCAGACCGUUCUAUUUUCGGCCGGGGACGUUUGACGGUGCCAUUUCCAUAAGCGCCAUUCAAUGGCUUUGCUCGGACAUCAAGUCGGAUUUCGGCAAGGCUAUCUCUACACGCGGAGCCGAAGCAAAGGCAGAGGAGGAGGUGCCCAGCAGUGAGAGUGAGGAGGAUAUGGAAGAAGACAAGAUUCUUGAGCAGCAGCAGCAGCAGCAGACGAAGGAGCAGCUCAGAAGGAGAGAAAGACCCGCACCUCCAGCCUCCGCCUACAGGAGACAGACUUGCUUCUUCCAGCAUCUUGCGAGGGCUUUAAGGCCAGGGGCCCGAGCUGCAUUGCAGUUCUACCCGGACAAUGCGGAGCAGCUGGAGAGUCUCACGUCUGCUGCUUUACGAAGCGGUUUUGAGGGAGGUCUCGUAGUUGACUUUCCAAACUCUACGAGGGCCAAAAAAUACUUUUUAUGCUUAUGGCUGCCCGGUGGACAAAGUCGGAAGACGCAGCAGCUGCCAAAGGCACUUGGCAAUUCCGCAGUCAUAAACAUGGGAAGAGAGCGUCCAAUGGUGUCUGGGCGUCGCGCGAAGAAGCAGAUCAGCAAACGGGAGUGGAUCAGCAAAAAGAAGGAGCAGCAAAUUAAGAAGGGAAAAAAGGUCCGACCAGACUCGAAGUACACCGGCCGGAAGCGGAAGGACAAAUUCUAG